CCUCGCUCGCUCAUUGGCUCCCCCGUCUCGCGCUCUUCCCUCUGUUUGUGUGAGGAGAAAGAAGCCGCGGCCUAGUCGGAGUCGUGAGGCGGAAGGAGGAAAGAAGGAAGGAAGGAAGCGGCCGUUUGAGAGGAAACACCGGCGGAUUGAGCGUUUGUGAGGAUCCCCUGCUUUUCUCUCUCUCCCUCUGCCCGCUUGGAAGGGCCCGCUUCUCCCACCACAGGCCUCCUGCGCUGAGAGGAAGGCGGAUGGCGGCAACAUCCGGGGCCUCUGGGGCGGCCGCAGCAGCAGCAGCAACAACGACGGCGGUGGUGGCGGCCCCGGCUCUCUACGCCUGCACCAAGUGCACGCAGCGCUACCCCUUCGAAGAGCUCUCCCAAGGACAGCAGCUCUGCAAGGAAUGUCGCAUUGCACAUCCUAUGGUAAAAUGUACUUACUGUCGAUCAGAGUUUCAGCAAGAGAGCAAAACGAACACAAUAUGCAAGAAGUGUGCUCAAAACGUGAAGCAGUUUGGAACACCAAAACCUUGUCAGUACUGCAACAUCAUUGCAGCUUUUAUUGGCACAAAAUGCCAGCGCUGCACAAACUCUGAGAAAAAGUAUGGACCGCCUCAGACUUGUGAACAGUGUAAGCAGCAAUGUGCUUUUGAUCGCAAAGAGGAGGGAAGAAGAAAGGUUGAUGGGAAGCUGUUGUGUUGGCUCUGUACUCUGUCCUACAAGAGAGUACUGCAGAAGACCAAGGAGCAGCGAAAGAGCUUAGGGUCUUCACAGUCAAAUUCCUCCUCCACAACCCUCACUGAGAAAGACCAGCAUCAUUUGAAACACCACCAUCAUCACCGCCAUCAUCACCAUCACCACCGCCACAGCAGCGGGCAUCACAAAAUCAGCAGUCUGAGUCCAGAACAAGAUCAGGGACUGUGGAAACAGAGCCAUAAAUCCUCUGCAACUAUUCAGAAUGAAACUCCAAAGAAAAAACCCAAAAUGGAAUCCAAGCCAUCUAAUGGAGAUAGUAGUUCUAUAAAUCAGUCAGCGGACAGUGGAGGGACUGACAAUUUCGUCCUCAUAAGUCAGUUGAAAGAAGAAGUGAUGUCAUUGAAACGCCUCUUACAACAAAGAGAUCAAACUAUUCUGGAAAAAGAUAAAAAGUUGACAGAGCUCAAGGCUGAUUUUCAGUAUCAGGAGUCAAAUUUGAGAACAAAGAUGAACAGUAUGGAGAGAGCUCAUAAGGAGACUGUGGAACAGUUACAGGCAAAAAACAGAGAGCUCCUCAAACAGGUUGCAGCAUUAUCAAAAGGCAAGAAGUUUGAUAAGAGUGGGAGCAUGCUGACCUCUCCUUGAAUGACUGUGGCUUUGCAUGGGUGUUAAUAUUCAAAAAGAUAAGUGACUCUGUGGGAAUGUCUUAAGAAGCUUGGUUAGUCGGGGGGGGAAAUAUUUUUGCACAGAGUAGUUGGCAUGUUUUCGUACACUUUUUUGUAACCGAUAAUGCAGUGGAACUUUUAAAAACCAGUUGGAUUCAAACACUUCAGCUGGCUUGAAGAAAAGGGUUUCUUUAAAAAAAAAACAUACUAAACAAUUUAUACUGGAGGGGACUUUUUGCUGGUGAUCAGCAAGAGUGCUCUUAUUUUUAGCCACAUCAUGCAAUAAUAAAGACAUGAAUGGCAGCAGCAACUUGAGGGAGAAUUCCACCAAGCACUGCCAUCGUGAAGUCUCCUCAAUUUUAAAUUGGAUUAAUACAGGGCACUUGAACAAGAACAGGACUUGCUUUGGAGCUGUGUAGACUCGCAUUUAAAAACAUCAGUCCCAUCCCUAUUCCAACAGGAAUUAGUUCACACAAAAAAGGGAAUCCUGGAUACCUGGCAGCUGUGCUUUUUAUCUUUCACUCUAAAUAAGUGAACCGUUGAAGAGUAUAUUGAAUCAUGGUGCUUUUUAUUAUCAGAAGCUUAAACCUAUAAAUAUAAAUGUAAAAGAAUUUUAAUGAUUUUAUUCUUAGUGACAACUGGUGUUUUGCAUUCCUUGUGAUAGAAAUUUAAAGAAAUCCUCUAUUGUAAGUAACAGAACAAAAUAUGGUUCUUGAAAAAUAUACUGUAGACUUCUCUCUCUUGCAAGUGCCUUUCUUCUCCCAACUGUUUAUUUAUAGGAUUGUUGAUAUUUUGUAUAUAAAGGGGGGUUUCUUUUCUUUCUUUUUUUUAAAAAAAAUCAUGUUUAAAUGUUUCUCCAUGUGUGUAUACGUGUAAUAUAUGUAAAGAAGAAUCACACGCUAAGAUCACAGGUGUUAGGAUGCUAGUGAAGGUGCUAUGAACUGGGAGGCAAUGGUUUUUUUAUUACUAUAGAUAAACGUAACAGACAUGUCUUUGUAGAGAGUAUUUGUCUUAACUGGUGUGCCUAAUUUAAUUUUCCUUUUCCAAACUGUAGGGCUUCUUUAUAUAUAUAUAUAUUCUUUUAAUUUAGCUAAAUUUGCAUUGUAUUUUUGGUAAAGUACUUUAUCUUGAGAGACGCAGGAACAGUGUUUGUAUCGAGGUGACUCUUCAAAUCUUUCUUUUUAGUGACACAAAGCCUUUAUUUAAAUGUAUGUGCAGACAUGCCUCUUCAGUUCUGUGUAGUAAAGAAACAUCAGCCCCCAUACAUAGAUGUUUUACCAAAAACUAGCGAUACAUAGUAAUUCUGUGGAAAUUAACUGGGGGCCUUUCCACACAGCCCUAUAUCCCAGAAUAUCAAGGCAGGAAAUCCCACAUUAUCUGAGUGUGGACUCAGAUAACUCAAUUCAAAGCAGAUACUGUGGGAUUUUCUGCCUUGAUAUUCUGGGAUAUAGGGCUGUGUGGAAGGGCCCUGGGGGUGAAAGAAAAAAAGUCUCCAGAAAAGCCUCUGAAGGCCUCCAAUGGAGAACCAAAGCCCCAGCAAGAUGGUUGUGUGGAUCAGGUGGGAUUAGUGUGGGCUCAAGCAACAUAUGCUCUGCAGGAGUUGGAUAAGGCUAAGGAAAGCAUCGUAUUUCACAAUAAAAAGCCAUGCAGAUGUGCCCUAAGUCAUUGACUCCCGGGGCUCCAUGGAAACAUAAUCAGUGGUGUAUCAGGUUACCCGAAGGAGAUGAGACCUUGUCUACUAUACCUCAGACUUCGAAAUGCAGCUGGAGUAAUACAGGGAUGUCAUCCCAGUUAGUUCAGGGCAGUUGUGAGUCUAAACUAGGCCUGCACAACGUGGCAGUACUGAGGAGACAAAAUUGAAACAGGCUCAACCUCUUUGGGCGACAAAUACGUUUUUAGCACCUAGAGCAGUGGUUCUCAACCUGUGGGUCUCCAGUUGCUUUUUUUAAAAAAAAAAUAUUUAUUGAAAUUUUUAGUUUACAAUUAAAAGAAAGAAAAUAAAGAAAUAGAAAGCAAACAAAAAGAAACGUGUGAAGUAAAUAGGUCUCCAGAUGUUUUGACCUUGAACUCCCAGAAAUCCUAAGAGCUGGUAAACUGGCUGGGAUUUCUGGGAGUUGUAGGCCAAAACACUUGGGCACCCACAGGUUGAGAACCACUAUUUAUUUGUCGUGUCAGGGCAACCAGUCAAUUAUAUUACACUUCUAACAGAACAAAGCAAACAAACAGACAAAAUACAAAAUUUGUGAGUUUGGUAGUUGAUUAAAUGUCCUUUGACCAGUAGCUGGCCACUUGGAGUGCUUCUGGUGUUGCUGCAAGAAGGUCCUCCAUGGUGCAUGUGGCAGGGCUCAGGUUGCAUUGCAGCAGGUGGUCAUGUCCCCUUUGAGAACCACUGACCUAGAGGUAAAAUGGCUGGAGAGGGGAAUGGCAGGCUUCAAUUGCUGCUCUGAUGUAGUGCUGUGUGUAUGUAACCUCCCUCUGCAGUUUAGACCAGGCACAGGCAAAGUUAGCCUUCCAGGUGUUUUGGACUUCAACGCCCACAAUUCCUAGGAAUUGUGGGAGAUGAAGUCCAAAACAUCUGGUGGACCUAUGUCCUAGUUAUUUCCUCAAAGGCAGUCCAUCUGAAAGGGAUGAGAUGUAUUGAAAGGGGAUUUGUAAUGUUCCCUUUGGGUGGUAAUACAGAUUGUUAAAAAUGUCACAGGUCAUUGCAAACAACACUGUUUUCACCAGCUUGAAAGAUCAACUUUUCCCAUACAUACCCUGCUGAUAAAAGGAUGCUGAAGUUACACACCCAGGAGUUAGUUGCACUUCAACUAACAUUGGCAUGAUUUUGGGCCUUCAGCUACCUACCUGAAAGAUCGGGAGGAUUUAUUCCCAAGAGACUACUGAAUAAUUGUAAUUUGAAAAGAGACAAAAAGCUGCUUUCUACAAUAUUGAGAUUUUUUAAAAAAAUAUAUGUACAAUUUGUAUAUUGUAUAAAUAUUAUUUGUUGAUUUUACACAACGAUGCAGCCAGGGCAAAACAACCUGCUGCAAUCCUAAGGGACUUGUUCAAAUCACUGAACACUUGGGUGAGUUUUAUAAAAUUCCUGAUGUCCAUUUCAGAGUAUUUUGAUACUUUUUCUCCCCCCAGUCGAAUGGCUACUUGUAACUGGUGGUUUUAUUAUGCUUAAAUUAAAGUCAUAGGAAAUUGAUUCACUUUCUGAUCAAGUCAUUUUCAGUGAAACCUGCUUAUGCUGCAACGAGGACAUUCGAGAGGAAGAGAGCUAAUGUUUCAGUUUUUUAAAGCAACGGAGUUGUAUAAAGGCCAUGAUGAGAAACCCAUUUACAGACAUUCAGUGUUUAGAAACAUUCUGGUUUUGUUUUUAUUUUCUUAUUAUGUAACCUCUCUAGCCUGGGAGUCUUAAAGGCUAGACACUAAUAAGUGGGAGUUUAAAGUUUAUUUUCAGAAUGAUUUUUUAAAUGGUGACACAUUGUAGUGACCACAUGCAUUUUAAGUCUGUUUUUAAACUGCUAGCAUUGAACAAUAAGCAUUUUGUUUGGGCUUGAGUUACUUAUGUGUUUCUUAAGCCUGUGAAUAUCGCAAUUUCUUUUUAGCUAGGAUGUCUGUGUCCAUUCUGAGGCGAAGUUGUUCAGGUUGCUCCAUCUGUAUAUACUGUUCAAAUAAUGUACACAGGUUGACAGUUGACAUGUUUUGUACUCUUUUUUCUAAACCCAAUAUUUCACAAUAAAAGCUUGGUUAAAACAUCA
This is a messenger RNA of Anolis sagrei ordinatus, 5103 nucleotides long. RefSeq names its product family with sequence similarity 76 member B (gene FAM76B). NCBI's taxonomy places the organism in Eukaryota, Metazoa, Chordata, Lepidosauria, Squamata, Anolidae. The record is from RefSeq and is a predicted model, not a curated record. Gene Ontology annotation, cellular component: nuclear speck.